Lentinula edodes (shiitake mushroom) is the source of this 1452-nucleotide messenger RNA. Its product is annotated as YwlC protein. Gene Ontology annotation, biological process: regulation of translational fidelity. Gene Ontology annotation, cellular component: cytoplasm. The transcript has 4 exons. The coding region runs from base 1 to 1452 and encodes 483 amino acids. The record is from RefSeq and is a predicted model, not a curated record. Lineage: Eukaryota; Fungi; Basidiomycota; Agaricomycetes; Agaricales; Omphalotaceae. Gene Ontology annotation, molecular function: tRNA binding; double-stranded RNA binding; nucleotidyltransferase activity.
AUGCUCUCUCAACAUACUCAGGUGUAUCGAGGUCUUCUACGCGAAUUGAAGAGAUCUUCUCUUCCUCCUCACAAAAUCAACCCGGCUCUUUCUUCAAAUUUCCGGAGAUUGGCUGAGCAGGCUCGUCGUUCGGACCCCGUUCUAGAGGAUUUGAGGAAUGCGCUGAUCUUUCUGGUUGCGCAGCGAGAGCACAGAGUUUUACUCGACCGUUAUAAUCCCCUGGUGGACUUGACUGCUGAAGAACGGAUUCAUGCUACCGCUCGUCGGGUCCUUCGCUGUGAUCCUACAUCUAUCUCCUUUGACUCUACCGGCAAACCCAAAGUCACGUCUCAGGACACAUUGAAUUCGUUAUCCAUCGCUGCUAAAAAUCUCGUCGACCUCCAGCCUGUUGCGUUCCCAACAGAAACUGUGUAUGGCUUGGGCGCACUGGCUUUGGAUAGUUCUGCAGCCUCAUGCAUAUUUUCCGUCAAGGGUCGACCUCCAGAUAAUCCUCUCAUCGUUCAUGUAUCCUCUCCUGACAUGUUACACACUUUACUUCCUUCGUCGUUUAAAAUGCCCCAGUCAUAUGAGCUGCUUAUGAGACGAUUCUGGCCGGGUGCCUUGACCUUAUUAUUCCCUAGCGACCCAAACACGAUCCCUUCUAUCAUCACGGCUAAUCAGCCCACCGUUGCUAUCCGCAUGCCUUCUCAUCCCGUGGCCCGCGCCUUGAUCGCGCUUGUGAACGCGCCUGUUGCAGCACCGAGCGCCAACUCUUCUGGAAAGCCCAGUCCGACCACAGCUGAACAUGUCCGUCGUGACUUGAGCGGGAAACUGAAUGUGAUCCUAGACGGCGGUGCGUGUGAUGUUGGCCUGGAAAGCACAGUCGUCGAUGGCCUACAAGAAGACGGCAAAAUUCGGGUACUCAGACCAGGUGGAAUCAGUGUGGAGGACAUCCAAGAGACAUUACAGGAGGGCUUCCAGGAUCAUGCGCUUGUUCCCCAGGUUCUCGUACAUCGACGUGAUUAUCGUGAUAAGGAAUUGGAAGCAGCACCCACGACGCCGGGCAUGAAAUACAGACAUUACUCUCCCGCUGCUCCAGUCACGCUCUUAAUGACUACAUCUGCUCCUCCCGAGAAAGUUGUUCCGUCAAAGGCUGAAUCGUUUUUGAUCUCAUUAAAGAAUGAGAUGGAACCUUCAGCAUUUGUUAAAGUCGGUGUUCUCGUUCUCACAAACUCCAUCUUGGGGACCUUGACCCUUCCCGUGGUAGAUGGUAUCGAAUGGCGUCGAUACGAACUUGGACCCGUGGAUGACCCUUCGGUCACCGCACGGCGUCUCUUUGACGGUCUUUUGACCCUUGACCAACAGGGUGUGGAUAUGAUCUUGAUCGAGGAGGUUACCGAAACAAAAGAGGGAUUAGCCAUUAUGAAUCGCGUUAGAAAGGCCGCGUCAGAGGUACGAUGGAUCACAUUUUAG